Messenger RNA from Staurois parvus, 357 nucleotides. Lineage: Eukaryota; Metazoa; Chordata; Amphibia; Anura; Ranidae. The record is from the annotation of a GenBank genome assembly.
CUCAGGGAGCGCGCAGCGCGGCGAUCGCCGGUUUGCUGUGUCCCUCGACACAGCGGAUCACGGAAGAGCCGAAGAUGUCGGCUCGGUCAUGUGAUCAGCUGUGUCCAAUCACAGCUGAUCACAUGGGACAUCUACACUGAUUAUCAGGGCACUGAUGAUCAGUGUGCCCUGAUGAUCAGUGUGGCCCCAGAAGUGCCACCUGUCAGUGUCCAUCAGUGCCAGCAGUCAGUGCUCAUCAGUGCCACGUGCCAGUGCCCAUCAGUGCCACAUCAAUCCCACAUAUCAGUGCAUACCAGUGCACAUCAAUGCCACAUAUCAGUGCCCAUCUGAGCUGCCUUUCAAUGUCACCCAUCAGCG